UACAAUCGAACAGCUGAUUUGCAGACAUGCGCAAUCAUGCGCCUAACUAACGGUACUCCAUGCGCACUCCGCCGUAAAUGGAGAAAGUGCUUUCCUUUCGCGUCAUACAGCAUUUGUCGCAUCCAACGGCAAGUGCAGCGCACUUUUCCACGGAGAAAGCAGAAGGAAAGUACGAAGAAACUGUGGAGGAACAGCAGGAAAAACCACAAGUGGUGGCUGCUAACCGUUGCCAAGCAUUAUGGAUGUUAUAUUCCCCCGGAAAAAUGGCGCUAAUUGAGUUCUUGUUGUUGUUAUUACCAAUGAUGGCGUGCAAGGGUGAAGCAACAACAACAGCUAAGCAAACUGAAGCCUGAAGCAGCAGCAACAACAACAACAACACACUCACACCAGCAAGGAAAUAUUUGCCCAACACACACACACUCGCCCGCAAAAAAAGAGAGAGUGUUAGAAAGAGAGUGCGGCAAUAUGGAGGACCUCUUUUUACUGAUUAUUAAGGAGUCAACGGGAACUAAACACAAUGCGCUGCGACAAACGGCGCAAAUCGCUUACGAUAAACUCUAUCGCCAGCAUGGAAUUCACCGGGAUCCGUCGCAUGAGCUGCGCUCCGUUUGCUUUACCGCCCUGCAGAUGGCGCUGGACACAAAGCGGCCUAAGUUCAUCACGAUGGGACUCAAUGGCCUCCAUCGCGUCAUCAAGGACGAACGCUUCUACAUCGGCCUUGAGCCGGAGGACGACUCCGUGUGGCUACCAUCGCAGCUGUUGAGGGCCACCAAUGGCAUCCUCCCGUCGACGAGCAGCGAGGACACGGUGGUCAAUGUGUUACGGCUCUUCCUGGCGAUGGCCUGCUCGCCCGCCUGCACUUUAAACGGCCGCCUGCUCAUCGAAAUUCUGUCCAGAUGCGGCGAGUGCUGGGAGAUGGGUUCGCGAGCCACUAAAGCGGCGUCAUUGGCCGCCGCCUCCCAAUGCCUGCGUACCUUCUGCGCCUUUCUCAUUGAGGAGGCAGAGGAGGUCAAGAAGACAGCGCCCGCCGGCCUGAUGACACAGACGCAGGCCUCCGCCGUCUACAACGAGGUCAUACCCGUGAUGCAGUGGCUCUGCAGCCGCCUGGUGGAGCCCAAUGUGAAUGCCUCGCCGAACAAGAAGUGCGAGAACCACAGCUCACUGUAUCUAACCGAGUGCAUCCUCACGUUAAGCUCGGCCCUGCCCCGAAAUGUCCAUGCCAAUCCGCACUUCACCUCGUUUCUCUGGCAGAAGUUCUGCCCAACAUUGGCGGCGGCACUUGGAUCACCCGGCAGGAUCAACCUGGACAAGAAGUUCACCUACAAGGACGCCCUGCACAUGAUAGAGAACGAGGCUCGUGGCUUCUUUACGGGUCCGGGUUUGGAUGGUCCGCAGGCCCGUUGUGUCUAUUUGACCGCCAUUCAGCUACUUCGGAUUGCCGGUGCCCAUGGUUCACUGCGUCCCAUGCUGGAGGCCCUGUUCCAUCGGAUGCUCCUGCUGCCGGCUCCCCAAAAUCGCACAGAGCCCCUUCGAUGCGUACGGGAGAUUUUCAAGAGCCCGGAGCGACUGAUCGACCUGGCGGUGAUCUUAUAUGUAGACAAAAACACCGCCCAGGGGUGCAGCGAUGAGAUGGCGUUAUUCCGGCUGUUGGUCGAUGCCAUGGAGGAGUGUGCCUAUGGAGCAAGCGGCGUUGGUUCGGCCACGGAGGCCAGCCUGCAGGCGAGCGUGGAGUGCAUGGUGGCCCUGCUGGAUAGCCUGCAAGUGCUUUGCAGUGGAGAGCUCACUGAGUCCAUGAUCAGCGAUCAGAUCGUGCAGGUGGUCAACGGACGGCAUGAUCUGCUCAAGGACGCCGACUACUCCGGCCCACUGACCUAUCAGAGCAUGGCCCGUCUGCCGGCUCCCUAUCGCGAUGCCAUUGUGGAGUUCCGGCAGAACGUCUUCGAGACCUCGUCGGGAUCGGAGAGCGAGGGUGAGCCGCCGCACGAACAGGAUGCGGCCUCCAAUGGCUCUGGAGACACCGAAGGCCCCGAGGACGACGAUCCAAGCAGCUCCAGCGAUGAAACAUCUCGUGUGGAGAACCGCUGGCCAUAUUCUCACCUGGAGGCCCCCGUAAUGCCAAUACGAACCGAUAGCGAUAAUGAUCGCCAACAUGCUCGCGAUUUUGCACGGGCUUUGAGGCAGGAUCUGGUGCCGAAACUCCUCCGGCUGCGCAGCUGCGUGGAACUGGACGAGGCGAUGCAGGAGUUUGCCUCGGCCGUUUGCCAGGAGAACAGCAUGAACUUCUCGGACUUUGAUUACAACCUAACCGCCAUUAAUGCGGACGGGAUCUAUCUGGCCAUCUACUCCUCGCUGCUGCUCAGCCUGCAGCUGAUGCGGGCCGGCUACUACGAGCAGGUGGCCCAGGGUAUUUCCCACAAGGACAUCCUGGUGCCCAUGUCGGAGCAGCAGUUUGUGACCUCGGUGCAGAACACUGGUGUCCUCGUCUAUCUCUCCUCGCCGUGGCUGUGCGAGCUCUACCAAUCGGUGACCGUGUGCAACGUCCUGGAGGCCAUGCCCCGUCAGCAGCUGGAGGGGAUGGGGCCGCGUUGCGCCCUCGUCGAUAUGCUGUGCGAUGCUGGAGGAUUGGGUGCCACUCAGAUGCUAUCCGAGUGGCAGCGCCUGCAGACGGCCAAUGUGAAGCACAAGGAGGAGGAGCAGCUCCAUGACAAGCGCAGAGAGGCGGCCAAGAAGCUGUGCCGCCGAUUGCUCACCUGCUGCUGGGACUCGAUGGUCAUCGUGCUGAGCUCUGGGCUGGGCGAUCUGCAGACCAGUUCCGCAUCCAACAAACUGGUGGCGUUGUCCAAGCGAACACUAAGGGUGAAGGCCAAGGCGAAUAAAUCGAAUGGAGAGGCCCUUUAUGCCAUGUGUCUGGACGGUUUGCACUCGGCCGCCACGCUCAGCAAUAGUUUGAAUCUGCAGCAUUUGGCCGGGAAGAUACUUAACCUGCUGGCCUCCAAUGUCUGCCAGACCUCCGGGCCGCGAAUCUCCGCCAGCCAGGCCAUGUCCAUGGACGUGGUGCUCACCGGCGGCCUGAAUCUGGGCAGCUACAGUGCUGACUGCUGGCCGAGCAUCUUCGCCGUUUGCCGGCAUGUUAGCCAGCUGGAGCACGAGAUUUUUAGCAUGCAGAACCCUUCGAUUUCCGCAUCGCCCGGCAGCAGUCGCCGGGACUUGGAGACGGGCGAGAAGCUGAGCAACGGCAAUGCCCAGGACAAGCUCAACUUAUCCUCCAUACCUAUCGAUGAUGAUGAGACGUGUGUGGAUGUGUACAGCUUCCUGCAGGCACCGAUGCAGAGUCCCAACACGAACAUCACCUCCAUUUUGAAGGUUUACUCGGGAACGAAUGAGACGGUGCUGCUCAGUCAGAGCGACACUUCCAAAGUGCUCUGCGCCCUGUCUCACCAGGCGGAGAACCUCUUUGGAGACGCAGCCGAAAGGCUCAGUUUGCCCUCCUUGUGCCAGUUCCUCAAGCAUUUGUGCCGCGCCUCCAGGGAGCAAUUAUACAAGAGUCAGGUGGCUCGCAAGGGCAGUCGCAUCUGGUGGCCCAGCAAGGGUUGGAAGAAGCUGGACUCGCUGCCCAUGUCCCUGCUCCUCCAUAGGAUUGGAGAUGUCACGCUCAAGGUGUUUCGAAGCUCGCGUCCACUGUUGCACGUUCUCAAGGUCUGGGCUAUCACAGGACCGCAUCUGAUGGAUGCCGCUUGCCACCGGGACCGGAUGAUCUCGAAGCGGGCGAUCGAGUAUAUCCACGACAUCAUCACGGCGCUUUUGGUGGAGCAGUCGGAGCUGCCGUACUUCCACUUCAAUGAGGCGCUGCUGAAGCCGUUCGAGAAUCUGCUGAGCAUGGACACGGAUGUGGAUGUGCAGGAUCAGAUCGUGGCCUGCCUCUACGAGGUGGUGGAGGCGCACCGCACUGAGAUCCGCUCCGGAUGGCGACCCCUCUUCGGAACCCUACGGAAUGCCCGCAGUCGGAUGCUGAACAUGAGCAACAUCAUCGACAUCUUCCGGGUGUUCCUCGACUCGGACAACACGCUGGUGUUUGCCAACGCAGGAUUGGAUUGCAUUCUGUGCUUGCUCUCCUACCUGGAGAUCUCUGGUGGAGGGAAUAACAAUUCCUGUUCCGGCGGAAGUGGAACUGCAGCGGGAGGAACUGGAUCAAAUGGUGGCCAACAGGAGGAAGACAACACCUUCCGGCCCACGGACUUUCUCCAUGAGACCCUUCGCUUCCUGGAGCGCUGUUCCAGCAUUUUGGGCUUCAUGCACAGCAUGCCCAAGUGUCCCAAUUUCCAUUCGACGUACAAGAUCAAGGGCAUCUCCUACACGCACAUCAUCGAUGCGAAUAUACCCAGUUCGAUGGAGAACUUUACGUAUUUCGGUAAUGACUAUCUGCAGACGCGGAAUGAGCAAUACAUGAUAUCCUACAGAUCAUUGCAUAUUGACAAGGACACCAUUGUCAAGAUCGAUGAGAUGGACAAGCCGUCGGGUGUGCUCAAAGUGUGGUUCCUGCUGCUUGAUGGACUUACCAACUCGCUGAUCGUCUGUCCCUACUCCCACCAGGCUCCCAUCCUGCAGACGAUCUUCAAGCUGUUCAAAAACCUGCUGGCCAGUCCGGGCAUCGAUUUCGGUUUCUACUGCAUCAAUCAUCUGCUGGUGCCCAUGAUCCAGGACUGGCUGCGGUACAUCAACAAGACGGGCUCCUCCUGGCAGCUGGUGGAGAAGAACUUCAAGCACUGCUGCUGCAUGACCACCGAUCUGGUGGUGGAGUUCAUCGAAAAGUCGGUGCCUGAGCAGCGGCGCCUGGGAGCGGGCACAAAGACACGAUUGGCGCAGAUAGUUCACCCGGCGGACAACCUGCUGUACUCCAAACUAAAGUUUGUAACGGAGAGAAUUGAAAGGGAGCAGCAGCAGCAGUCACAACCUGUUCAGGAUCAAGGAUGUGGUUAUAACCAGCAGUACGACAGCAGUUCUAGCUCCGCCAGCGAGGAGCAGCAGAAGAACGGAGGUGGCGGAGUAGGAGGAGGAGGCGGAUCGAACCUUAUAGAAUCACCCACCAAGAUCUCGGGUUCGGCAACGCUGGCUUUGAAACAGUUGCUCCUCGUCCUAAUCGAAUGUGCUGCCCAGUCACAGGAGGCGAUUGCCAGGAUCUCGGUGUCCUGCCUCAAACACGUGAUCCUCUCCACCGGCAUGCUCUUUAACGAGUCCCAGUGGAUGAUCGCCUGCUCGGCCAUCCAUCGCGCCUGCACCGUAACGAUUGCUCCACUGCGUCAGCUUUCGUUUGCUUUCCACGAGAAAUCCAAUAGUUUCUACGGGGAUUGCGCCAACGUAAAGGUGGCUGCCCGACGUGACAGCAGUCUGGAGGAACUGGCCAGGAUCUAUGCGCUGGCACAGCAAGUCUUCCUGUCGGACAAUCAGCGGGAACCGGGACAGAAUCAGGCUCCCACGCCCAGUGCCGCGCAGUGCAAAUUAUCCGACGACAGGAGCUACUCUUUCCUCCUGUAUCCACUUAACAAUGGCUUCAACUCGAACCUGGAUAACUUUGUGAUCCGGAUUCCAUUCAAGAACCUGGUUGUGGGCCUGCUGGCCAACCAGAUGCUGCUUCAACUAGUGGCCAAGUUGCUGCUGUCGCGAUUAAAGUGUGUGCCACAGGCGGUGUCCACCUGCAUCUUCGACAAUUAUGCCGCUUCAGCGGCUUCACCCAGUCACGACUACGACCUGGACUUCCGCUCCAAGGAGAUCCUGCUGCGCUGCGUCAAGCAGUACCUGAUGUCGGCCCUGGAGUUUGAUUCGCGACCGGGUCUCAAGUUCCUCAUGCAGAAGGUGUCGAACAUUGAGUACGCGGCCAAUCUGUACAAGCAGAUGACCUCCUCGUGGAUGAUCUACUACAUUGCGCUGGUGGACUCGCAUCUCAACGAUAUAGUGGUCUACAAUUUGGGGCCGGAGGACCUCAACUUUAUACUGGAGUCCUGCUCCCGACUGAAUACCACUACUGUGAAGAAGAAGGAGAACUUUGUGAGGUAUCUGUUCUGCCUGCAGGAUGCCUGGAAUCUGGUAUGUGAACUCUACUUGAGCAACUCUGCCCUGCAUGAAAUCGAGAGUGGUUCGGGUAAACUGCGGCAGAAGCCACCACAGCUGCACCACCAUCCGCAGAGCAAGCCCAUGUGCAUCUCCUUGAACGGAAAUGGAGAUGCCGAGAUGACGGAUACAGGCUCGGGUUCCGGUUCCGGAUCUGGCAAUAGCACCUCGCCCAGCAAGUGCGUUCAGCUGCAGGAGGAGGAGAACGUGACCAUGACCACGUUGAUCAGUGAGUUCCAGCCCAAGUGCCGCAGCAAUCCGUUUGACACCAAUCGCCAGGCCAAGUCCUCGGAGGCGGAGUCCAUCUCGCCGGAAAUCGAACAGCAGCGAGCCAGCAGCAUCCUCAAGGACUCCAAUUACAAGAGGGCUGCCCUCGCUCAGCUAGUGGUGGCCUCUAUGGAGCUACUGCGCUCGCUGCCAGGCGAGGCUGAGGAGAACCUCAAGCUCCUGAUGACACCGACCAUUCGCGAGGCCUUCCGUCUUGUCCAGCUGCAGGGCAACGAGCUGAAGGUCAACCAGUUUUAGGCCAUGCUUGUUGAGUUUUAUUUUGAUCUGUAGGCGCAGCCCCUGCCCCUACCAAAGGAUCCCCUCCUUCCAGAAGUCCUCCAAAAGUAAUCCUCCUCCCGCUCCCGAAUGGCUAAUUUACAGCUACGUCUGCAUCUCAUGCUCUCUCUGUCUCACUCUCUAUAUCUGUCUCUCUCUGUCAGUGGAGUGUUAUUGCUUCAGUGCGGCCAACAACAUAUCGAAGGGUCUAGUCUAGAAUCUAGACUAUACACCCAAUAACUAUAUAUUUAUGGUGCCUCACAGUAUUUCCUUUAAUCAAACUUCAUAAAUUACCUGUAACUUGUGAUCUUCGAUUGUUUCAAUCGCAAACUUGUCAGUAUUAUCUUCUAGAUCGAUUUUAAGUGCAAUGUUCCGUUAAUGUAUUAUUUGUAUACUAAUGGAGCAGGUAUUACAAUAGAAUCAGAUAACAAGAUACCGCUUAGUAGCUUGUCAGUUCUUUAUUCUUCUUGAACUUUACCAUCGAGAAGUUUUUUCUUAAAUUAAUGUUAAUCCUAUUUUAAAGUUUUAAGCAUGCAUGCCUUACAUGCAACGUUGGUCACACUGAUCGCAUACUCUCCAUUUGUCCCUAUCUCUCUCUCGCCCGCAGUUCCCAGCACAGCAGGCAAAACCAUUUCAAAGUAAAAGCUCAACAUGCCAGCACAAAAAAGCAAAACUAUCGAAAGUACAACAGUGUCGAUGCAUUGCAAGGAUAUCAGAUAUAUAGGAUAUCAUAUUGCGAUUAGAGGAUGAACAUGACGAAGAAGCGUAGACAACGUAGUCCUGUACAUUAAAUUUAGUCAAGACUUUCUCACACUUAGCCCCUGCACCGCCCUCAGUCCCCGCUCCCACUUCUUCCUUCUAGCUCCCGCCCAGACAACACUCCCCCUCCCAGCACUUUUCGACUUCUUAUAUUGUAAAGAUGUAUCAGCGAGCACCUGUCCCGCCCUAAAAAUCAGUAAAUUAUAUAUAAAUAUAUAUGUAUACAUAUAUUAAGAGUGUAACCUAUGUAAACUUAUAGCGAAUGUUAACUAACACAAAAUCAGUGCCGCCCAUUAAUCCACGAUUACCACCAUUAAAUAUUAGAUCACACAAGCAUACACAUAGAGCCUAUACUAAAAACAUAUGUGUGUCCAAGUAGUCCCGCGCUGCCUUUAAAAAAUACUUGCAUACUUUUGUACCAGUGUGCGUACCUAAGAGAAAAAUAUUUAAAUUAUCGAAAGCAACAUAACCGAACAAAUUCUAGCCACCUUGCUGCACUAUCAAAUCAAAGCUUACUAGCCUAUAUUUUCAACCCCUCCCACACACACAUACCACAUAAUAUCAGGGUUCAGAUCAGAAAAUGGGUAGUACAGAUAUGAGAGCCCUAGGUUUUUGCUCCUGUCUCUGACCCACCAUCGAUUUGUCCUGCGCCCAGCUAAUAGCGAUACCGAUACCGAUACCUACAUUAUACAAACAGCUACGUACAGUUAUAUGCCUAUAAAAAAGAUCUAAAGAGUUAUAUAUAUUGAUAUACAUAAAUGUACUUAUAUGUAUUAUAGUUGCCACUUGGGUAUAAAUGUUGUAAAUGUCUAACAAAGGAAACAUUUUUAUAUGUGAAAACUAUUAGCAACAGCGCUACAAAUCUAUACAUAAACUAUAAAUAUAAAUAUAAAUAUAUACACAUAUACAUUUAUUUUCGCUUUGUCGUAUACAGUAUAUACAUCUACGUACAUAUAUAUAAUGUAUAGAGAACUAUGUACUUGUGUUAUUUACUUGCCCAUCUCAACUCUCUCAAUCUAUCUCUUUCUAAUGACUUGUAAGUGUAAGUGCGAAGAGUGCAGUUGCAGAGGCCCGCAGAAAGUGUAGAAGAAAAGACCGCGAUCGCGCUAGGCUAGUACUAAAACUCUCCAAGAGUGCAUUUGUAACAUGAAUGAAUAAACGAUUCCACAACGCUUUCGCAACUUUACUAAACAAUUGCAA
Messenger RNA from Drosophila suzukii, 8607 nucleotides. Its product is annotated as brefeldin A-inhibited guanine nucleotide-exchange protein 3. Lineage: Eukaryota; Metazoa; Arthropoda; Insecta; Diptera; Drosophilidae. Gene Ontology annotation, molecular function: guanyl-nucleotide exchange factor activity. The record is from RefSeq and is a predicted model, not a curated record. Gene Ontology annotation, biological process: regulation of ARF protein signal transduction.